Molecule: messenger RNA, 1272 nt
Organism: Nerophis lumbriciformis (worm pipefish)
Lineage: Eukaryota; Metazoa; Chordata; Actinopteri; Syngnathiformes; Syngnathidae
Source: RefSeq, a predicted model, not a curated record
AUGGCAUUAAAGCACGGAAGGCACUGGAAGUCCAUGUGCAAACGUCUGGGUUUGGGUGUCCUACUGACCAGCAGUAUUAUCUUCCUUUACUGCUUGUCCAUGCCCCAGCUGAGCAUGCCUGACAUUCCAGUUCCUUACUCCUGCGCCCACCGGCCGUCCCGGCCGACAACCAGGCCAAAUAGCAACAGCUCACAUAAAAAGACAAGAGGGAUGUGCACUCCCAAAGUAGACAUCAUGUUCAUGAAGACCCACAAGUCGGCAAGCAGCACCUUCCUCAACAUCCUUUUCCGCUUUGGAGAGAAACAUCAACUCAAAUUUGCUUUUCCGGACAGCAGGAAUGACUUUUCCUACCCUGCCUUUUUCCAGCGUUCCCACGUUAAAGACUACAAACCCGGAAUGUGCUUCAAUAUAAUCUGUAAUCACAUGCGUUUCAAUGCGGCCGAAGUGGCCAAGCUGCUUCCUCUCGAUACGGCUUACGUCACCAUCCUCAGAGACCCGGCGGAUCUUUUUGAAUCCUCCUUCCACUACUAUGGUCGGGUUGUACCUUUCACCUGGAAGAUAGCAGGAGACGACAAGAUGGCGGAGUUUCUUCGUGAUCCUCACUACUACUUCGACCCGGAAGGUUUCAAUGCAUUCUACCUCAGGAACUUGCUUUUCUUUGACUUUGGAGAAGACAACACGCUGGAGCUGGACGAUCCGCGGGUGGACCAGGGAAUCCAAAACAUCACAGAACGUUUUCAGCUGUUCUUGCUAGCAGAGCAUUUUGAGGAAUCUCUCAUCCUGCUGAAGGAUGCUCUCUGUUGGGAGAUGGAUGAUCUCAUCUUCUUCAAGCUUAAUGCCCGCAAGGGGUCAACCGUAUCUAAACUGACACCAGAACUGAGGGCCAGGGCCCUCGAGUGGAAUGCUCUUGACUGGAAACUGUACCAGCACGUGAACUGCACCUUCUGGAGGAAAGUGGACGCGUACGGGCGACAGCGCAUGGCGGAGGACGUAGCGGAGCUCAAAAGGAGGAACGCGGAGAUGACGGCCACCUGCAUCGAAGGGGGUCACGCCGUCGAUGCCGGCAGCAUCCGAGAGAGCGUCAUGCAGCCUUGGCAGCCCAUUGGGGAGAAGUCCAUAAUGGGAUACAAUUUGAAGAAGAACAUUGAUAAGGCCCACUUGAAGUUGUGCCGUAAGAUGUUAAUGCCAGAGAUUCAAUACUUGAGCGAGUUUGGCGUCAACCUAUGGAUCACCAAGUUGUGGGGCCAUGUUAGAGACGUUAUUAACUGGUGA